This is a messenger RNA of Phodopus roborovskii (desert hamster), 929 nucleotides long. RefSeq names its product tRNA methyltransferase 61A (gene Trmt61a). Gene Ontology annotation, biological process: tRNA methylation. Bases 38 to 910 code for a protein of 290 amino acids. Gene Ontology annotation, cellular component: nucleus; tRNA (m1A) methyltransferase complex. NCBI's taxonomy places the organism in Eukaryota, Metazoa, Chordata, Mammalia, Rodentia, Cricetidae. The transcript has 3 exons. The record is from RefSeq and is a predicted model, not a curated record.
CCCAGGUCCCUGAUACUUGCUACAUGUUAACACCACCAUGAGCUUCGUGGCAUACGAGGAGCUGAUCAAGGAAGGCGAUACAGCCAUCCUGUCACUGGGCCAUGGCUCGAUGAUGGCAGUGCGUGUGCAGCGUGGGGCACAGACCCAGACCCGGCAUGGCGUCCUGCGGCACUCGGUGGACCUCAUUGGCCGCCCGUUUGGCUCCAAGGUGAUCUGCAGCAGAGGCGGCUGGGUGUAUGUGCUUCACCCCACUCCUGAGCUCUGGACAGUGAACCUUCCCCACCGCACACAGAUCCUCUACUCCACCGACAUUGCCUUGAUCACCAUGAUGCUGGAGCUGCGGCCCGGCUCUGUGGUCUGUGAAUCAGGCACUGGCAGUGGCUCUGUCUCCCAUGCGAUCAUCCGCAGCAUCGUCCCCACUGGCCACCUACACACCGUGGAGUUCCACGAGCAGCGGGCAGACAAAGCCCGGGAAGAGUUCCAGGAGCACCGGGUGAGCCAGUGGGUGACCGUGCACACCCAGGAUGUGUGCCGCAGUGGCUUCGGUGUGACCCGUGUGGCCGAUGCUGUCUUCUUGGAUAUCCCAUCGCCCUGGGAAGCUGUGGGCCAUGCCUGGGACGCCCUCAAGGUUGAAGGUGGACGCUUCUGUUCCUUCUCCCCAUGCAUUGAGCAAGUGCAGCGCACAUGCCAGGCGCUGGCAGCCCACGGGUUCACAGAGCUCAGCACGCUGGAGGUGCUGCCGCAGGUCUACAACGUACGCACUGUCAGCCUGCCCUUGCCUGACCUGGGGGCCGGUGGCUCCGAGGUCAGCGUGGGCUCUGAUGCCGGCCCCUUCCGCAGUGGCACACCCAUGAAGGAGACUGUGGGCCACACCGGCUACCUGACUUUUGCCACCAAGACUCCAGGCUAGUGGGCCUGGGCAGGAGGAU